GACACAAAGCGGCAGCGGCCAUAGCUAUAGCUGUAUAAGGAAGAGGCUCUGUGCGACCUAGGACAGCAGGAACAUUAUUUGCUUGUGUAAUUCCACAGUGAUCAACCAGAACCCGUGGUGUACUAAAGUCACCUUUUUGCUGGAUGUAGCGUGAGGAUCUACUUGAAAACAUUACCCGCUGAAUGGUAUUAUCGUUAACGUUGUGAUUUCCUAAAUCAGCUGAUUAGCCGAGAAAAUCUGAGGACUUUGAAUAAUUCCGAUCUACUGCCAGCCUGUUUAUUUUGGACUAGGACAUCAGCUGUUGGCAACCGUCAGUGGCUUCUGUAUGAAUGAGAAGUGGACUGAAAGGGGCAGCGUUAGCUCCGGUUGGUACAGGCUGUGCUGCUGACCCCUGGGAGAGUUGAAUGAUAGAAGCGUGCAGGAGGACACACAGUCAGAAUGAGAAGCCGGAGUAACUCUGGGGUCCGGCUGGAUGGCUAUGCGCGGCUUGUUCAGCAAACUAUUUUGUGCCAUCAGAAUCCAGUCACUGGACUGCUCCCUGCUAGCAAAGAACAAAAAGAUGCCUGGGUUAGAGACAAUGUUUACAGUAUCCUGGCGGUGUGGGGCUUGGGAAUGGCAUAUCGUAAAAAUGCUGAUCGGGAUGAGGACAAGGCCAAGGCCUAUGAACUAGAACAGAAUGUUGUCAAGCUGAUGCGUGGGAUUUUGCACUGCAUGUUGAGACAGGUGGAUAAAGUUGAAAAGUUUAAACACACACAGAGUACAAAAGACUGUCUUCAUGCCAAGUACAACACAGCUACCUGCAGCACCAUUGUUGGCGACGAUCAGUGGGGACAUCUACAAGUUGACGCUACCUCUCUUUUUCUCCUUUGCUUGGCACAAAUGACAGCAGCAGGCCUGCGUAUUGUGUUUACACUGGAUGAAGUGGCUUUUAUACAGAAUCUUGUAUUUUAUAUUGAAGCAGCGUAUAAAGUUGCUGAUUAUGGAAUGUGGGAACGAGGAGACAAAACCAAUCAAGGGAUUGCUGAACUAAACGCCAGCUCUGUGGGCAUGGCAAAAGCGGCUUUGGAAGCCAUUGAUGAACUGGACCUCUUUGGAGCACACGGGGGACCAAAAUCUGUGAUUCAUGUCCUUCCCGAUGAUGUUGAACACUGUCAGUCAAUUCUUUACUCCAUGUUGCCACGAGCUUCCACUUCUAAAGAGAUUGAUGCUGGUCUCCUAUCUAUCAUUUCAUACCCAGCAUUUGCAGUUGAAGACAUAAAUCUAGUUAAUGUAACCAAAAAUGAAAUCCUCACAAAACUACAGGGGCGAUAUGGCUGCUGUCGAUUUCUCAGAGAUGGUUAUAAAACCCCCCGAGAGGAUCCAUCAAGGCUGCACUAUGAUUCAACAGAACUCAAACUGUUUGAGAAUAUAGAAUGUGAGUGGCCUAUAUUCUGGACAUACAUGGUAAUAGAUGGAGUUUUUACUGGCAAUCACACUCAGUUGCAGGAGUACAGAGAGGCCUUGGAAGGUGUAGUUAUCAGAGGAAAGAAUGGGAUUCACCUUGUGCCAGAACUCUAUGCUGUUCCACACGACAAGGUAGAAGAGGAAUAUCACAACCCCCACACAGUUGAUCGGAUCGCAUUGGGAAAGAUGCCGCUCUUAUGGGGACAGUCCUUAUACAUUUUGGGCUCCCUUUUAGCUGAGGGGUUUCUAGCACCAGGAGAAAUUGACCCUUUGAACAGAAGAUUCUCAACAGCAUUUAAACCUGACGUGGUAGUACAAGUUACAGUUCUGGCAGAAUCAAAAGAAAUCAAGAAAAUGUUGAAAAAACACGGUAUUGCUGUUGAGAGCAUUAGUGAUGUCCGUCCCAUCAGAGUGCAGCCUGCUAAAAUAUUGAGUCACCUCUAUGUUAAACUGGGAAUUAACAAGGCGAUGAAGCUAAGUGGACGUCCAUACAGACACAUUGGUGUCCUGGGAACAUCCAAAUUAUACAAGAUAAGGAAUCAGAUCUUUACUUUUACUCCUCAGUUUACAGAUCAUCACCACUUCUAUCUAGCCCUAGACAGCAGGAUGAUCGUGGAGAUGCUUAGGACAGAGCUGGCUUACAUGACCUCUUGUUUGAGAAUGACUGCAGACCUACACUUACCUUCCAUCACCUACUUCAUGCUAAGUAACGACGGCACUGAUAUAGACCCAGCAAUUCGUUCUACUAUUAGAAAAUUGGGAGAUGGGUAUCUCGGAGGAGCAAGGGUCAAAAUGGGAAAACUCUCAGACUUUCUUACUAUCUUCAUUCUACACACAUCUGAUCUUCCUGAUUCUGACAGUGAUGAACGGCUUUUUGAUGACCCCAUUGAUAUCUCUGCUAGUCAAGAACAUGAGUAUGAAUAUGAAUUUGCAGGAUAUCAAGAGGAUCUGUGUGAAACAGAGGAAAUUAAGGAUGAGCUUGAUCAGUACAUCAACCACUUGCAACAGAGCAUAUCAUCCACUGCACACUUACCUCCAACGUGUAGCAAUUCAUCUGCGCACCACGCGUUCAGCGCACUUCACUCCACGCGGGACAUCCUCUCCCUUAUGAACAAGUCAAAAGGCCUGGAAGUGUCAAAUGCUAGUCUGUUUUUACCAUCUAAAAAUUUAAGCGCUCACCGGCGGUCUUUAAACCUUUUGGAUGUACCACAUUUAAACCAACAUAAGAACUGUGAACCGGAAUUGAACCUUCCAAAGGAUGCACAUGGGAACAUUGAUUGCCACAAGUUAGUUGAAAAGCUAAAGGAAUGUCCAACUCUUCAGGACCAAGCAGAUAUACUGUAUAUAUUGUGUCUUAUAAAAGGGCUGGAGUGGGAUACUAAUAUCAAUGGACAGUCUGGGGUCUCCAUUCACAUUUUGUUAAGUGAACUCUACAGUAAAGCAGGACUCAAUCGAGAGUGGGGCUUGAUCCGUUACAUCUCUGGCUUACUAAAGAAGAGGGUUGAAGUCCUUGCAGAGGCUUGUACAGACAUCUUAUCACAUCAGAAGCAACUGACUGUGGGUCUUCCUCCUGAGCCUCGUGAAAAGACAAUUACAGCUCCUUUGCCCCCGGAAGAAUUGGCUGAGCUAAUCUAUGAAGCCAGUGGACAAGAUAUCAGCAUUGCAGUGCUCACACAGGAAAUAAUGCUGUAUCUGGCUAUGUAUGUCCGAUCUCAGCCAAGUCUGUUUGGAGAAAUGCUGCGGUUAAGGAUUGGACUUAUCAUGCAGGUGAUGGCCACAGAGCUAGCUAGAAGCUUAAACUGCUCAGGUGAGGAAGCCUCUGAAAGUUUGAUGAGCCUGAGUCCCUUUGAUAUGAAGAAUCUUCUUCAUCAUAUUUUGAGUGGGAAAGAGUUUGGUGUGGAACGAAGCAUGCGUCCAAUUGAGUCGUCUGCCACCAGCCCAGCAAUCUCUAUCCAUGAGAUGGGUCACUCAGGAGCUACCAAGACUGAAAGAACUGGCAUAAAUAGGAUAAAAAGCGAAAUGAAGCAAAUGGAUAGGAAAAUUAGCACUGAUGAUCAGUUCUAUUAUGGCCAGUCUGUAAGCAGCAGCGUCUUUUCAUCAAGGUCCACGCGUUGUAGUACCCCUUCCUCUCCCACUGGAACAAUGUCUCCUACGGGAUCUGGUGGACCCUUCAUCACAUUGGAUGAUCACCAAGGGCAGUGGCUUAGAAGACGACGACUUGAUGGAGCUAUCAAUCGUGUACCCAUGGGGUUCUACCAGAAAGUAUGGAACAUCUUACAGAAAUGUCAUGGAUUGUCAAUUGAUGGAUACGUUCUUCCUUCCUCAACCACCAGAGAGAUGACUGCUGGGGAGAUAAAGUUUGCUGUUCAUGUGGAAUCUGUUCUUAACCAUGUUCCACAACCUGAGUACAGACAGCUGCUAGUGGAAGCCAUUCAUGUGUUGACGCUUGUGACGGACAUGGAUGUAGAGAGCAUUGGGGGAAUUAUUCAUGUUGACCAGAUUGUUCACUUGGCCAGUGACCUAUUUCUUAAGGAUCAGAAAGCCCUAGGAGCAGCUGACUUCUACCUUGACCAAGACCAAGCAACAGGAAUUUGCAACUUUCUCUAUGAUAGUGCUCCAAGUGGGGCUUACGGGACCAUGACUUACCUGACUAAAGCGGUGGCAAGCUACUUACAUGACGUUUUACCCAGUUCAAGUUGUUUGAUGCAGUAAUAAGUUGGGAUGCAACGGACUGAUAAUUGCUCAUAUUUGUUGCUCUUUUUUCAGCAUUCUGGCUUAGCAUGGGCUACUCCAUUCUUUUAGAAAACAUCUAUUCAAUCGAGUGAUUGAAAGCAAGAUGUCUACAGUAAUUCACACAACCACUAUUAUGUUUUAUUUAUAGUUAGUUCACAGUUUACACAGCAUACUUGUAGUAGGAUUUUUAUUUCACUAUUUUGAGACACCAAUCAAAUUUUCAUUACAUAUUGGCAUAAUUGUAUCAAAAAUAUGAGACAUUUUGCUGAGAGGCACUUUUAAUACUUAGAGACAUUUUAGAAUAAAAAUAAAUGUAUUUUUUUCUUUUUUAUAUAAAUUCCUUGGAAUUAUUAUGUGUUUAACCCCUGCAAAGGUGUUAAAUACAUAGUCAAAUUUCCAGCUGAUAAGCCUAUCAGGACAAGGCAUAGAUAGAUAUUCUCCAAUCACUGGCCUUAUUCCUAUUUGGAGCAAAAUAAAGAUGUUACGGUAGUGUAACUUCAACAAUUUGUUUAAAAAUGGCCUGCUCUAACAAAUUAGAUAUUUUAUCCAAUAGAAUGUCCCUCUAAUAGAAUUUUUCUUGUGCAUCUUUUAAGUUCCUGCACUUAAUUCUGAAGAACUGUGAUAAUUUGGAAGUGGAAACAGGCCGCAGUUAGGGGCGAUAGUCCUGAACUAGAUUUUCUCAGGCUCUAGCUAACUACUUGCACACAAGUAAAUGAGAGAAGCAAAACAACAAGACAAUAAAGUUGUAUCUGGUAUGUAAAUUACAAGUCACUCGCAGUGUAAACAGAACCAAAUAAUGUUUUCCUGGGAAGUUUUAACAUUGUAUUGCAUUCAAAGAGCAGAGUGUUAGACAAACAGAAAAAACACAUUUUGCAGCAAAGCAUUUGAAUUACAUUUCAGGGUAACUAUAGUUUAUUUUCAUGCCUUUAUUUUAAUAAUAUUAGAUCAGUUACACCAAAGGGCAUUAAUUGUAUAUAUUACAGAUUUAUUUUAAUCUUCUUUUUUUUCUUUUUAAAGUCAAAGAUUAAGCAAGUUACAGGGUUGUUUGUAUAGGUACAUAUAUUGCAGUCCCUCAUAUUUAAGUAUGCACAUCUUAUCUGCUCAUGCACACCAGGUACUGAACUGGAAGAGCGCAUGCUUAGGUAAAGGGGAAAUACUUAUUGGUUUAUUUCAUUUUAAGUAAGCUACUGUAAUUUGUGGACAAAUGGAUUAAAGCCCACACAUUUUUCAAGAACCUAAAGGUACAAAUUCCACUACUGAAUAAAAGUGUAACUUAUUUGUUCUGUUUAAUUUAUGUGAAAUAAUCGUUACAGUUCAUGUAAAGAUUGCCGGUAGACCAUUUUCUGCUAUAUAUACACAGAUGUUUAUUCUUAUAUAAUUGUGUUAGAAGGUGAAUGGUCUUUUUGCAAUAUUUGAGUGGGUAGACAAACCUUUUUUAUGCACUGUGAUAUAUAAAACAUUAUGAUUGUAUAGCAAGUGCAACUAGUGAUUAUAGCCUAUACAUCAAGCCAUUUCAUAUUUUUAAAUUAAGAUGGUGAAUUAUUACAAUCAUGUUGCCUUUUUAAAACUGUAAAUUAUGCAUUUUUAUUAUAUUGUUUUAUAUUUGCAAUAAGAGCAACAUUGUUUUGCAGAAUGUAUCUGUUUUGUUUAGAUUAUUUCUGACUUUAAAGGAAAAGAAACAUACAUUUGUAGCUAUUUUGCAUUUAUUAAAAAAAGUUAUGUAUUAGA
Messenger RNA from Bombina bombina (fire-bellied toad), 5904 nucleotides. RefSeq names its product phosphorylase kinase regulatory subunit alpha 2 (gene PHKA2). Gene Ontology annotation, molecular function: calmodulin binding. Gene Ontology annotation, biological process: glycogen metabolic process. The record is from RefSeq and is a predicted model, not a curated record. NCBI's taxonomy places the organism in Eukaryota, Metazoa, Chordata, Amphibia, Anura, Bombinatoridae. Gene Ontology annotation, cellular component: phosphorylase kinase complex.